AUGCUGACACAUCUUUUAGUGGACUUCAUAAUAGAUACCGGCCUGAAUUUCUCGGCUUUCGACAAUUUGAAGUUUCAUGAGUUUGUGAAGUAUCUGAACCCUAAAGUGAAACUACCGACCUCCGCUGAGAUGACUAUAUUCUACGAGAAAGUCACGGAAUGGGAUAAUAGGGUGUUGGUGAUGGUAAGAAACGAUGGUGAUAGAAACAGCCAAGAAUACCUGCUCGCUGAUGAUGCUAACGACAAAGUAUACUACCAAUCACACGAAUACUCAGACACUGAGGCGCAUGUUCUGCAAGAUUCAAUGGAAAUGGGUUCAAACGAGAUGAGUAUGCAAAUGCAAAAUAUGAAAUACACGGAUCAAAAUCAUGGAUUGGAUUAUGGAGCAGCUUUCGAAAAUGGUAAUAUUCCGAGUGAACAACUUCAAAUGUCCGAUGAGCCCUUGGCAAUUGAUAAUGAAAAUCACCAAGAAGAGAAGUGUUCACUGAUAAGUUGGGAAAACGUAUCGAUUGGCAGCACAUAUGCGGGCUUGAACAACAUCAUGCCAGAGGCUCUGUCAUCAGGAUCUGUCGUCAGUGAUGAAGAUGAGUUUAACCAACAAGAAUCAUCAUCAGAUAGCUCACCGAUAGGACAAGAGUCGCAGUCCUUUCAAGAUUCGAAUUCUUAUGCUUCCACCUCAUUGGUUCCAGCCCUUCAUUGCAAAAGUUUAGGAAAAAUAGAGAUAAAGCAAGAAAAUCAGGCAAAUCUCCCAUAUCCAAAGUAUUUCCUGGGUUGUAAAGUACUCAAGAUUGAGAAGAACAUUGUCACAUUGAAAAGCAUUCCUGGAUAUUUGAAUAAACCAUGCAUUGUGUGCUGUGAGAGAAAGGAAGGAAGACACAUGCGAGAAGUGAAAGGGAGUUAUAACGCUUACAUAAUGAUUUUUGCUUGCAUCAAAAAUGGAUAUUAUUCAAAAGAAAAAGGAAAACAGAUUUCUCGUUUGCACACGUUUUAUUCCUGUAUAUGCCAUAAUAAUGAGAUGUGUCUCAUUCCGAUGCUCGUUGCAACCAAAGUCGCAUCCUAUGAAGCCGAAGAGGCCAACAACAUCUUCGUGGUCACUCCAGAAAAUUUUGCAAAACAAGCCGUCAGAAUCAUCGGAACAACUUGGGAAAUCACCACUGGAUGUGUGCAACACGAUAUCCAGGUCGCUCUCGGAACGCUUUUCUCCUUCUGGUUCUUCAAAGUCAUGUUUGUUCCAGUUGUGAUGCUCGGAGUCCACAAGCAUCGUGCUGAUCAGACGCGCGAUCGGACGUACCUGACAUAUCUUUUAGUGGACUUCAAAAGAGAUACCGGCCUCAGUUUCUCGGCUUUCGAUAAUGUAAAGUUUCAUAGAAUUGUGAAAUUUUUGAACCCUGAUGUGAAACUACCGACGUCCGCGGAGAUGACUAACUUCUACGAUACCUAUCAUGAGGCAUUCACGGGAUCGAAUAAUAAUGUGUUGGUGAAUGCUGGAAACGAACGUGAUAGAAACAGUGAAGAAUACAUGCCCGUUGAUGUUACUGACGAUCAAGUAGAUUACCCAUCACACGAAUACUCAGACACUGAGGCGCAUGUUCUGCAAGAUUCAAUGGAAAUGGGUUCAAACGAGAUGAGUAUGCAAAUGCAAGAUACGGAAUACACGGAUCCAAACUCUGGAAUGGGAUAUGGAGCAGCUUCCGAAAAUGAACGUUUUCCAAGUGAACAACUUCAAAUGUCGGAUGAGCCAUUGGCAACUGAUAAUGAAAAUCACCAAGAAGGGAAGUGUUCACAAAUAAAUUUGCAAAAUUCACCGAUUGGCAGCACAUAUGCGGACUUGAACAACAUCAUGCCAGAGGCUCAAUUAUCAGGAUCUGUCGUCGGUGAUAGAGAUGAGUUUAACCAACAAAAAUCAUCCUCAGAUAGCUCACCAAUGGGACAAGAGUCGCCGUCUUUUCAAAAUUCGAAUUCUUAUGCUUCCACCUCAUUGGUUCCAGCCCUUCAUUGCGAAAGUUUAGGAAAAAUAGAGAUAAAGCAAGAAAAUCAGGCAAAUCUCCCAUAUCCAAAGUAUUUCCUGGGUUGUAAAGUACUCAAGAUUGAGAAGAACAUUGUCACAUUGAAAUACAUUCGUGGAUAUUCAUACCCAUGCAUCGUGUGCUGUGAGAAAGGAAGAGACAUGCGAGAAGUGAAGUGUUCAAACGCUUACAUAAUGAUUUAUGCUUGCAUCAAAAAUGGAUAUUAUUCGAAAGAAAAAGGAAAACAGAUCUCUCGUUUGCAUAAGUUUUGGUCCUGUAGAUCCCAUUUGGAUGAUAUGUAUAACAGCGCUUGCAAGCAUAUGGGCAUAGCGAAUCCCACGACCGAUAUUCACGCCGAAAACAAAAACGUCGUGGAUGCUUUGCCCCAUAUCACAGAAAUCAAAAACAGUCGAAAUACCGUAGAAAGAAUUAAUAGUCUUGGAAUAUUCAUAGAGCUUCUUAAAAAGUUCUGUGAAACAUACAAACGAAAUUACGACGUUUAUACCGUGAAACCUAUAAUAGAAGCGCCCCUUUAUUAG
This is a messenger RNA of Caenorhabditis remanei, 2544 nucleotides long. RefSeq lists its product as uncharacterized. The record is from RefSeq and is a predicted model, not a curated record. NCBI's taxonomy places the organism in Eukaryota, Metazoa, Nematoda, Chromadorea, Rhabditida, Rhabditidae. Bases 1 to 2544 code for a protein of 847 amino acids. The transcript has 7 exons.